Molecule: messenger RNA, 1094 nt
Organism: Lolium perenne
Lineage: Eukaryota; Viridiplantae; Streptophyta; Magnoliopsida; Poales; Poaceae
Source: RefSeq, a predicted model, not a curated record
AUGUGGCAGAGAGCAAGCUUAUCACUAACGUGCUUCAGCUUCACUCUUUCAUCUGGAAGUAAAGAUGCUCCCAAGUUGAGCUACACUAUAUGCUCACUCUUCACUACUCGUCAGCGACGUUAUGGAGGAAACCCCAGUGAUUCCUCGCGUCCGGCUCCGCACCCAGGGGCUGGAGGUGAGUCGAUCAAUCAAUCAUCUUCCCUUCUCUUUCAGUGUUGCUCUCACGCGCACCGAAUAGACACCACCGUUGACCACAUCGACCUCUACUAUCAGCACCGGAUAGACACCACCGUCCCCAUAGAGGACACGAUGGGUGAGCUGAAGAAGCUCGUGGAAGAAGGGAAGGUCAAGUACAUUGGGCUAUCCGAGGCGAGCCCCAACACCAUCAGGCGUGCUCACACCGUGCACCCGAUCUCCGCGGUGCAGAUGGAGUGGUCCCUCUGGGCUCGCGACAUUGAGCCUGAGAUUGUGCCGCUCUGCAGAGAAUUGGGGAUUGGAAUUGUUCCUUACAGCCCGAUUGGCCGCGGGUUUUUCGGUGGAAGAGUCACAGAACAAGUGACCGCUGAAUCUAAUCUGAAAGGGCAUCCACGGUUUUCAGCAGAAAAUCUGGUGAAGAACAAGCAUCUGUACUUGAAAAUGGAAGAACUAGCUAAGAAACACCACUGCAGCCCUGCUCAGCUAGCUUUAGCUUGGGUUCUGCAUCAAGGGGAUGAUGUGGUUCCCAUACCAGGGACAACCAAGAUCAAGAAUCUGGAAUCCAACAUUGACUCCUUGAAGGUAGAGCUCACAGAAGAUGACCUGAAAGAAAUUAACAAUCAGAUACGUGAAGAAGAUGUGGCCGGUGGAAGGAGUUAUACUUCCUUUGCCCAUGCCACCUGGAACUAUGCAGACACACCAAAGAAGUAAUACUACAAAAGAUUUGACAGACAGUGAUACAUGAGAACAAAAUGGUGCAGCAUGUACCUUGUUAACGUUCCAAGCUAUAUAAUGUAGUGCAAAUAAGAAAAGUGCAUUGUCUACAGGAACCAUGUAAAAUUAUCUCUGCUGCUCGUAUAACAGAAGACUGAGGCUGUAAGGAAUACUUUGGCUCACAA